GGCGCGGCCAGGCCACUUCGUGCAAUGUUACGCGUUAAGGUACCCCCGUGCGUCGUUGGCAGUGCCCGGUUUCGAAGCUCAUCGUCGUCGUCGUUCCCGUUCCUGUGCUCGUGCCCGUGCUCGACGUGACGGUGUGAUCGUCACGUUGCGGAACAGUUCGGUGCGUGAGAGUAACACACACACACACGCACACACAUUAUGGCUCAUGGCGUGAGCGAGGUGCUUGGUGAGGGAAGCUCGGUGAAAAUGGUGCAUCCGAAACAACAGCAACAGCAAACGGUGCAUCAACAUCAACAGCAACAAGGGAGCACUGCGAGAAAAUCCGUGGGUGUGAUGGGUAGCAGACGCAUAUUCGCGCCGGCCUUCAAGCUCAAGGUUCUCGAUUCGUACAGAAACGACAUCGAUUGCCGUGGUAAUCAGCGAGCGACAGCGAGGAAGUACGGUAUUCAUCGGCGUCAGAUACAAAAGUGGUUACAGUGCGAGGAUAAUUUGAGAAACAGUUGUGCGGAGACUGGUAGUAACGUAGUGGUUUCGACGACGGUGAUCUCUGCUCCGGGUGGUGGUGUUUCCAAGUCGGACGGUACCGUGACGGAAGCCACGGGGCCCGCCGUGACUCCAGCAGCGCCGGCCUUGAACCUCAGCCUCGCCAGACUGCACGGCGACGAGCUGGCUACACAGCAAGGGCCCCCACCUCUUCUUCCUCAUCCUCCUCACGGUGGUUCACCCUCUUCGCCCCAAUAUGCUUCAAAAUCCGGUACAACGCCGCCUGUUUUGCCUAUUUUACCCGUUCGACUCGGUUACCAAGAGUAUUCCGUCAAUCCAGAACAGCAGCAGCAGCAGCAUCAUGUACGUAGAGAAGCAGAGGAUCGAGUACAGGUAACGGCUGACGUUCACAGUUACUCCGAGUCGCGCGUCGACCAGGACUCCAAUAAUUACUACGUUUUAAAUUCGAACGAGCAGCGGGACGUGGAGAAUUGUGCGUCGUUCGACGCGAGAAACGAGGCGAAGGUGUACCAAACGUUAACGGCGUAUCAUAGAGUACCUGCACGUCCGGAGAAUUAUCGAUAUUGCAACAACGAGAACGAAAUGAUGUCGUUACAUCGACAUCGUUCACCGGCCAGUAGCAGCAGUCAUCAUCGAUCUCAGCAGAAUUACGGGGACGUGGAUUCCUCGAUGGACGGGAAACCGUCGUAUGGAAUGCUGCUAGCGCCGUCGAUGAUAAAGACGGAACGAGCGAGCCCAGACUCGGCGGCGACGCCAGGGCCGUGCGAGUCGGCGAGUUCACCCGGCGUCACGAGGCUCCCGCUCUCGCCAGUCUCGCAUCCAACCAACGGUGGUUCCAGCUCUAGUAGCCCCAGCUCCAUCGCGUCCGUUCACUUCGAUUCCCCGCGGGCCUCCGCGAGCCCGUGCCUGCACGUGCACGCACACGCACACGCGUCACCGACGCCAGAUUCCGAGAAACCGAUCCCCCAUCGGCCGCAGAGAGAGUCGAAGGAAACGGCCACGGCCCAUAUCGGAGAGAAGGGAACGACGGAGGACACUACGGAGGAGGUAGAGAUUGCUAGGGCGGUGGUCAAGGAAGAAAUUCACCUGGAGCAGGACGAGAAUGGCGAGGAAGGAAGGGAAGCGUCGUCGGUUGCAUCCUCGUACGUCGAUUAUCAACGACCACAGGCUGCUACUACCGCCUCGACGCUCGACGAUUCUCGUCCCGUAAGCCCUGUACACGAUCACGAAGGAUACUCUUUACCGUCCAGCCCACGAGGACCAACCAGCUCUGGUAGAUCCACCACCAGCUGUUCCGACAGCGAGAUGGAUCCCCUGGACUGCUCCGCCGGUAGCCAGAAUUCCUCCAACGAACUCGCCCGUCGACGAUCCUUCUCUCUGAGAUUCAAAUUGGAUGUUCUAGACGCGUUUCAUCGAGACAUCGGCGUGGCGGGGAAUCAACGCGCCACCGCUAGGAAAUUCGGUAUAAAUCGCCGGCAAGUGCAGAAAUGGCUAGGUCAAGAGACGGAACUGAGGGGCGAGAUCGCUCUUCGUGGAAACUCGAGGCAACGGCUCGGGCCCAUCCAGGAUGCCGCUUCCGGUGACUCACCGGUAGAUCUGAGGACGUCGAACUACGUUAGCGGCUUAUCGCAAGAUCGAAUCGAAGCUGAGUACGAUCGCUCGCCUCCGCCUCUUUACUGUUGCGACGUCGGUUCCUCCUCCUCCUCCUCCUCGCAGCAUCUUCCAUACUACCAGCAUCCAGCCGUGGUAGACGCAUCCUCCGAGGGCGAGCCACUGGUUUCUUGCAAUCUUUCCUGCUGCAUGGACAGCCACGCCGUGACACCGGCCGCCUCCUGCUACCAGGAGGCCUCCUUAAGAGGAUCGUGCUACUCGGAUUCGCAGACCAGGCUGUACUGUUAUUCCCCGCGAGAGUAUUCUUCGGAAAUUACCUCGAUUCAAGAACAAUCCGAGGAACUGUCCUCGCCGUUCAAGAGGCAGCACUGUACUUUGUCCUGCUGCUACGAAACUGUCCCGUCGCCGAAGAGACUCUGUCUAGAAGCCGAUGAUUCGAUCAUGACGAAUUCCUGCCAAGAAGUGCCUCCUCAGGAAACGCCGCUUUGUCUGGUGAAGCCAAAGAGGCCCGUGGACGCGUCUCCGUCCAGAACGGAGCCGGUGACGAGCACCGUGCCGACACCACCGGCGUCGAACCCACCUCUGCCCCCGGGACCAACCUCGAAGAAGGACGCCAUCCUGUUCAAACCGUACUUGGACAAUCCUGUGAGCAAACCCUCGAAGGAGCACACGAUCCAGAGGGGUUUGUCACCUGUUAGCAGCCAGAACGUCGUGAACAACAACAACAACUGCCAAAGUAUCUGCAAUCUGAACGAAGGCAGAGGCCACGACUACGCUCUCGAGCUUAGCUUAAGACUGCCGGUAUCCUGGAGGACUCAUCCGAGUCCUUACACCGAGUUCCCGCAGGUCAGGAGCGCGUUCGUUAGGUAUCCAGCGAGUCCUCAUUACAGUUAA
Habropoda laboriosa is the source of this 3009-nucleotide messenger RNA. RefSeq lists its product as uncharacterized. The record is from RefSeq and is a predicted model, not a curated record. The transcript has a single exon. The coding region runs from base 199 to 3009 and encodes 936 amino acids. NCBI's taxonomy places the organism in Eukaryota, Metazoa, Arthropoda, Insecta, Hymenoptera, Apidae.